Molecule: messenger RNA, 3646 nt
Organism: Trichomycterus rosablanca
Lineage: Eukaryota; Metazoa; Chordata; Actinopteri; Siluriformes; Trichomycteridae
Gene: arid3b
Product: AT-rich interactive domain 3B
Exons: 9
Coding region: 263-2098 (611 amino acids)
Biological process (GO): regulation of transcription by RNA polymerase II
Cellular component (GO): nucleus
Molecular function (GO): DNA binding
Source: RefSeq, a predicted model, not a curated record
GCCAGGGGGAGUGUGGGAGUCCCCACGCACACGCCACUUCAGAAGGGCAGGUCAGCAGGCAUUUACCUUCCUCUGGCCCCCUGUUUUUUAAUCGCAACAUUGAUUUUUUUUCCCCUAGCGAACGUUUCCCAGCCAUUAGCUUUAUCGCUGCAGUAUUAGACGGUCGGGUGGAUGCGAACACGCUGCGCUGCUGAUCAGGUAUAGUGAGUGAGUAAAACACGGAGAGAGAGACACAGAUAAAAGGUCUAUACACAAAACAGGGAUGGUGGACAAUUCCAGUAGCAGCAAGGCACAAACGCCCAUCUUAACUCAGGAUAGUGGCCUGGCAGGACCAUUUUCUCAGGCACCGCUUGGUAGUGUGGCUGGUGUUAAACUCGAAGCUGUUAUGGAGCAGCUUCAGAGGCAACAACAAGCUAAAUUGGACAUGGAGCGAAAGGAGCGACACCUCAGUGAUGCCCACAUCUUGUAUGCUCAGCAGAUUGCUGCUCAACAUGCUAUCAUGGCCUCUGCCCGGGCCCAGGGAAUGCAGUUAAAUCCAGAAUACUUUAAAGCUUUACGAGAACAAGCAUCAAAGUUGAGUCAAGUGCCUCAGAGCAGCAGGGUUUCCACCCAAAGCAGCGUGGAGUCAGCGCAUGACGAUGAAGACGAUGAGGAUGUUGACAGAGGAACAGCUUCUGCAGAAGAAGACGACGAUGAUGAUGACAUGGAUGAUGAAGGCAGUGAGGACAAUGAAAGCAUGGGUUUGGAGUUUCUCAGAAAGCAAAGUUUGGCUCUUCAGCAGCAAGGUGUCGGAAUUGCUCCUUACCCUUACCCCGUCUAUGCUGUCUCUCCAUCGGCUGCGAAAAAACGAGCUCUGUCACCUCCACCGAAAAUAAAGGACGAACCAAUGGACAGCCCAUCUCCAACUGAGCAGCACUCGUUAAAUACCCCAAAUGGUAUGGGUGACUGGAGCUUUGAUGAAUCAAUCAAACAGAAUGGAAAUGUGAGUUGGAAUGAAGAAAGUGAUGGAGGAAAAGCAAGAGGAGAGGCCUCAAGAGAUUUUGCCAAGCUUUAUGAACUGGACAAUGAUCCUAACCGGAAGGAUUUUCUGGAUGACCUUUUUACUUUCAUGCAGAAAAGAGGUACACCAGUAAACAGAAUUCCCAUCAUGGCUAAGCAGGUGUUGGACCUCUAUAAGCUUUUUAAGCUUGUAACUGAGAAGGGCGGUCUGGUGGAGGUAAUAAAUAAAAAAAUCUGGAGAGAGAUCACCAAAGGCCUAAACCUGCCAACCUCCAUUACCAGUGCAGCCUUCACUCUCCGCACACAGUAUAUGAAGUAUCUUUACCCAUACGAAUGUGAGAAGAAAGGGCUCAGCUCACCCGGAGAACUGCAGGCCGCCAUUGACAGUAACCGCAGAGAAGGUCGUCGGCCUGGAUACAGUAACAGCCUGUACCGCUUCUCUCCUUCCCCUAGUGGAGGUGCCCCGCACCUUCUCUCUCCUCCCAAAAUGCACCUGCCUACCUCUGGACAUAAUGGCCUGCAGAGCACACCUACUCCAGCCCUUAAGAAAGCGACAGUUCCUGAGGAGGGUCCAGCCUCCAUGUUACCUGGUAGACUGCCCUUUGCUCUGGCUUUGGGACACCAGCAGCAGCUGGCACGUGCUGCCACCUUGGAGCAGCUGCGAGAGAGGCUGGAGACUGGUAUGGGUGUUCCGUCUCUGGCCAUAGGAGCUGCUGCUGUAGAAGGACCUGAGAGAAAGAUGGCACGUAUAGCAGAGGAGCAGCACAGGCUGUUACAGCAAGCCCUCCAGCAGAACCUGCUAGCCAUGGCAUCACAAGUGAACCCUGCCAACCUGAGUCUCAACAACAAUAAAACCCGUGAGGAAAAGCAGGAUUUGUCACUCAGUAUCUCAUCAAAUGGAUCUGCCAGUAUUACAGUGUCUAUAGAGGUUAAUGGCAUCAUUUACUCAGGAUCCCUGUAUGCUCAGAAGUCACCUGGAACUUUGCCCAACUCUGCCCCAGUAACAUCUAUAGGCCAGAGCACCAUCAUCAACCCCUGCAUUCCCUCUUCCUCAAAGAGCUCUGGCUCUGGGGAACCUGCUGGCAGUGGAUCACCUUAGCUUCCAGCAGCUAAAUGGUCUUCCUCUCCUAGGUCGCCCUCUGGAGAGUCGCAGACCAUCCAGCGAUCCAGCGCUAUAUCAAAGCCAAGUCUACCUCCUUUUUAAGAUCCAUCAGGCUCAGUUCUGCUGAGACGAACCUCCACUAAACUGUUUUUGUUCUACCCUCUGGCGGACAGCCUCUACCUUUACCACUUUUCUGCUGCAGAGUCUCAGGACUUGGACGAUCAUGGGAAUGAUCAGAAUACAACAAUUACCUCAAAUAUAUUAAAGGAAAUGCUGUGAGCACAUUUCUGUGCUCUGUGUGCAUGUGUGUGUGUGUGAGUGUGUGCGCGUGCGCGUGUGUGUGUAAUAAUAAUACCGUAUGCCUUCCUCUAUGCACAUACAUCCAAAGAAUCAUCCACCUGCUUCCACAAUCAGGGCACAAAGUAUUCUGCCUAAAUCCUGCAGUGGGUGUUUGAUCAGCGGACACUUUGCAAUCAAUAUUAUUCUUUUUUUAAGCUUUAACCAUACGUUUGCAAACCAAUAGCAGAAAGUCCUCAGAUUCUUUCCAUUCUGGGAAGAAAGGAGUUCCUCUUUCUGUCCAUUUGGCUUUAUUUAAAAUGGACUAUUCCAUCAGAUGUUAUUUUGGUCAGCAAUGUUUUUUUCCCCAUUUUAUAUUUAGUGUAUUUACAUGAUUUAAUUGUGGAUCUGUUUGUUAUUUUUUUUAGUUUCUAGAUAUCCAGAAAUAUAAAAUUGAUUUUGAAAAGAGUUUUGGGUAUUGAUCUAAAAAGAGCUUUGAAUAACGUAACUAAUAUUUACGAAGCUGUAAGCAUUUUGUUUUACUUUUACAGACUACAGAGUGAAAAUAAUGUAUAGGAAUAAUCAUUUGGACAGUGUUGGACGAUCAGGCUCAAAUGUGAGCCCUUAUUCCUUUACUCAGUGACAGGAUUUAAAAAGUGUCUGGUAGAGCUUACUAAUUAAAGCAGAUAUUAGAAUGAUGAAUCAGUAUAAAAGAAGGAUCAGGGUAUUUCCUCAUAUAUAAACUCAUUUCUCAUUUGCUCACUACAUAUCAGUACUGCUGACCUUGGGCUAACGGAUCAAGCAGAAACACAUUCUCUCUUCAGACCUCAUGUCUUUUCAUAUUGGAAAGCAAGUUUCUCAGGAAUUGGUUGAUCUCAGCAUUUUUCAGCAUUAUCAUUCAAUUUAAGACACCUCACAUCUCAAGUCAGAUAUACCUCAGUAGAUAAGAUGUUAUUAGCUACCUCAAAAUGACUUUUUUACAGUAUAUGUCUCAGAAUCAACUUAUGAACCACUGAACAUAAAUGAGUUUUGUGAAUAACUUUUAGAAUGUUCUCAGGUUAGAAGUAAAUACCUCAAAAAUAUUAUUCUUACAGUGCUAUGAUGAGUUAUUGAUGUGCACAUUCUUUAUCAAUUUUUGCUUUUUAUUGUUCUGACAAUUACACAGCUGACCACCAAAGAUUACCACAACUGUGUUUCUACUGUGCUUUAUUAUUCACUUUAUUUACACAUAGAACCUGACAAAGUGAAAUUAAAGUUCAUGCAACCUCA